AUGGCGAGGGACCGGACCCGGACCCAGACCUGGCUCACCCGGGUGGCAGCGGUGGCAGUUCCCAGUGAGGGGAGCCUGGCCGGGAGCGGGGGCAUGAGCUCUGCCCUGCGGGACAUGGGGCAGGAGAGACUGCCCUACAAAUUCUUCUCGGACCCGUCGGGGAUCAACGAGAAGCGGAAGCAGCGGCGGAUCCGGACGACGUUCACCAGCUCCCAGCUGAAGGAGCUGGAGAGGGUCUUCGCCGAGACGCACUACCCCGACAUCUACACUCGUGAGGAGUUGGCCCUCAAAAUCGACCUCACCGAAGCCCGGGUGCAGGUCUGGUUCCAGAACCGCCGAGCCAAAUUCCGCAAGCAGGAACGGGCGGCCAACGCCAAGGGUGCCGGUGCCACCGCCGGCACCACCGGCAAGAAGUCAGAGCCACGCUCUUCCUCAGAGGACGACGAGUCCAAGGAGUCCAACUGCAGCCCGACGCCGGACAGCACGGCAUCCCUGCCCGCCGCUGGCAGCCUCGGCAGCCCCGGCAGCAGCCUGAGCCCCAGCCCCGGUGCGGGGCCACCCAUGGGACCCGGCCAUCCCCCCCAGCCCCUCAAGGCGCCCAUCUGGCCCGGCGUGAGCACCAGCAGCGGCACCGCCAAUGCCACCGACCUGCUGAAGGCCUGGCAGCCCGCCGAAGCCGUGCCGGGACCUUUCUCCGGCGUUCUCUCCUCCUUCCAUCGGAAGCCCAACGCCCUCAAGACAAACCUCUUCUGA
Molecule: messenger RNA, 753 nt
Organism: Haliaeetus leucocephalus (bald eagle)
Lineage: Eukaryota; Metazoa; Chordata; Aves; Accipitriformes; Accipitridae
Gene: PHOX2A
Product: paired-like homeobox 2a
Exons: 3
Coding region: 1-753 (250 amino acids)
Biological process (GO): regulation of transcription by RNA polymerase II
Molecular function (GO): DNA-binding transcription factor activity, RNA polymerase II-specific; RNA polymerase II transcription regulatory region sequence-specific DNA binding
Source: RefSeq, a predicted model, not a curated record